GCUCCUGCGAGCUAGCCCCUCGCUAGAAGGAACCCUGGAGGCUAACGUGGGGGGACUCGGGCCUCAGCUUGGGCAGGAGCAGCCCAGAGAGCCCGGAACCUUCAGCCGUCGCCGCCCACGUUCGCGGCGGGACAAGACGAGAGAACCCCUCCUAUGCUGCUAAGGGGCGGCCCGGAAGUGACGCUUUGUUGACAGCACACCCGCAGCCACAGGCUCUCCAAGCCUUCGGAACAGGAUCGGGGGGAGGGGCUGGGCCCGGAGCCAAGCAGCCGGCGGCCCUCAGCGCAGCCGGCGGCCCGAGGGCAAGGGAACGGCCUCAGUCCGGGGCUCCGGUCACAGCAUUCCCGCCCUGCCCGGCCCCGCCCCGCCGACCCGGACCCGGACCGGAUCCGACCUCCUGCGGCGCUUUGGCCGCCGAUUCCCCCGGGCCGCAGCCUCCGCUUGUAAGCCUGCGAAGCAUCCUGUCUCCCCGUUGAGGGCCGCCCCCUCCUAGGGCUGUGGCUCUGCCAAUGAUCUUGUGAUUAUUGGUAAUCCAUAGUUGCCCUUGUGGGCCACUGCUGCCGUCUCCCAGCAUGGCGUCCGACACGCCCGAGUCCCUGAUGGCCCUCUGUACUGACUUCUGUCUCCGGAAUCUUGAUGGCACCCUGGGCUACCUCCUGGACAAGGAGACCCUGCGGCUGCAUCCAGACAUCUUCUUGCCCAGUGAAAUCUGUGACCAGCUGGUCAAUGAGUAUGUAGAGCUGGUCAGUGCUGCCUGCACUUUUGAGCCACACGAGACUUUCUUCAGCCUCUUCUCAGACCCCCGUAGUACUCGGCUCACUCGCAUCCACCUUCGUGAGGACCUGGUGCAGGACCAGGACCUGGAAGCCAUUCGCAAGCAGGACCUGGUGGAGCUCUACCUGACCAACUGUGAGAAGCUGUCCGCCAAGAGCCUGCAGACACUGCGCAGCUUCCGACACAGCCUGGUGUCCUUGAGCCUCUUCGGCUGUGCCAACAUCUUCUAUGAGGAGGACAACCCAGGCGGCUGUGAGGAUGAGUGCCUGGUCAACCCCACCUGCCAGGUGCUGGUCAAGGACUUCACCUUCGAGGGCUUCAGCCGCCUGCGUUUCCUCAACCUGGGCCGCAUGAUCGACGGCAUCCCCGUAGAGUCACUGCUUCGGCCACUCAACUCCCUGGCCGCCUUGGACCUCUCAGGCAUCCAGACAAGUGAUGCCACUUUCCUAACACAGUGGAAGGACAGUCUGAUGUCCCUUGUGCUCUACAACAUGGACCUUUCAGAUGACCACAUCCGUGUCAUUGUCCAGCUGCACAAGCUGCGCCACCUGGACAUCUCCCGAGACCGCCUCUCCAGCUACUACAAGUUCAAGCUGACUCGGAAGGUGCUCAGCCUCCUGGUGCAGAAGCUGGGGAACCUAUUGUCACUGGACAUCUCUGGUCACAUGAUCCUAGAGAACUGCAGCAUCUCCAAGACAGAUGAGGAGGCAGGGCAGACCAGCACCGAGCCGUCCAAGAGCAGCAUCAUGCCCUUCCGGGCUCUGAAGAGGCCACUGCAGUUCCUUGGGCUCUUUGAGACCUCUUUGUGUCGUCUUACACACAUUCCAGCCUACAAAGUGAGUGGUGACAAAAAUGAAGAGCAGGUGCUGAACGCCAUCGAGGCCUACACAGAGCACCGGCCCGAGAUCACGUCCAGGGCCAUCAACCUGCUGUUUGACAUUGCACGCAUUGAACGCUGCAACCAGCUUCUGCGGGCCCUGAAGCUGGUCAUCACAGCCCUCAAGUGUCACAAGUAUGACAAGAACAUUCAAGUGACAGGCAGUGCUGCCCUCUUCUACCUGACCAACUCUGAGUACCGCUCGGAGCAGAGUGUCAAGUUGCGGCGGCAGGUCAUCCAGGUGGUGCUGAAUGGCAUGGAGUCCUACCAGGAGGUGACGGUGCAGCGGAACUGCUGUCUGACCCUCUGCAACUUCAGCAUCCCUGAGGAACUGGAGUUUCAGUACCGCCGGGUGAAUGAGCUGCUGCUGGGCAUCCUCAGCCCCACACGUCAGGACGAGUCGAUCCAGCGGAUCGCUGUGCACUUGUGCAAUGCCCUGGUCUGCCAGGUGGACAAUGACCAUAAGGAGGCUGUAGGCAAGAUGGGCUUCGUCGUGACCAUGUUGAAGCUGAUCCAGAAGAAACUGCUGGACAAGACGUGUGACCAGGUCAUGGAGUUCUCCUGGAGUGCUCUGUGGAACAUCACAGAUGAGACACCUGACAACUGCGAGAUGUUCCUCAACUUCAAUGGCAUGAAGCUCUUUCUCGACUGCCUGAAGGAGUUCCCAGAGAAGCAGGAGCUACACCGUAACAUGCUAGGGCUCUUGGGGAAUGUGGCAGAGGUGAAGGAGCUGCGACCUCAGUUGAUGACCUCCCAGUUCAUCAGCGUCUUCAGCAACCUGCUGGAGAGCAAGGCUGACGGCAUUGAGGUUUCUUACAACGCCUGUGGUGUCCUGUCUCACAUCAUGUUUGAUGGGCCUGAGGCCUGGGGUGUCUGUGAACCUCAGAGGGCAGAGGUGGAGGAGCGUAUGUGGGCGGCCAUCCAGAGCUGGGAUAUCAACUCCCGAAGGAAUAUCAACUACAGGUCAGAGAUGGGAAGGUCCUUUGAGCCGAUCCUCCGCCUCCUUCCCCAGGGUAUUUCUCCAGUCAGCCAGCACUGGGCCACCUGGGCCUUGUACAACCUCGUGUCUGUCUACCCUGACAAGUACUGCCCCCUGCUGAUUAAAGAAGGUGGGAUGCCCCUGCUGAGAGACUUGAUCAAGAUGGCAACUGCCCGGCAGGAAACCAAGGAGAUGGCCCGCAAGGUGAUUGAGCACUGCAGUAACUUUAGAGAGGAGAACAUGGACACGUCCAGAUAGAGGCCACACAGCUCGGACCACAGGCCGGGAGGAAGCGCUGGAGGAGGUCUAGUGGGCAGGUCCCUUUGCGGAGCCUCCCACAGGGUGAAGAGACAGCGAGGACUUGCACAGCCGACGCAUUUCCUUAAUGUUAGUGAGAUAUAUAUUAUAUAUAUAUAUAUAUAUAUAUAUUUUUUUUUUUUUUUGGUUAGGAAGUGUGAAGUUUUGUGUGUAUGACUUCUCCCGAGUCUUUGCAGCUCCUUGCCACUCUUGGUCCGCCUCCAAGCUUUGGUUGCUGCCAUGUUCCCUCCUGCCCCAGCCAGGCUUGCCUCUAAUGCUGUGAGUGCCUGGCCCCUUCCCAGUGAGCUGACCCUGGCCUGGCUUCUGUCUGUUGUGGGAGGGGCUGGCCCUUAGCAGGCUACUCAACAUCCCUGAUCCCUGCCUGAGUGCCCUGUCCAGGCUCCCAGGUGAGUGAGGCUGGCAAGCUUUAGGAUUAAGUCCAGCCCUACUGGGUUUCCCAGAAGCCUUGGUGCUCCAGGCUGUAAGCCAUCUGGGGCCAAAAGAGUAAGCUGUUCCCAGGCCUUAGGCCAAGCAGAUCCUGUCCAGAGGACCCUGGAGAAGCAGGGCUCUGUUGGCCCACUGCUCUCUGGCCAGGCCUGUCUGUGGCCAUGCUGCUAUGGAGAGAGGCUGCCUCAAGUCUCCCUCAGGCCCCAGGUUUUUGAAGGCUGCAGCCCAGAGAGGGUCAGAACUCAGGGGCAAUUACACUGCCCCUUCUGCCAAACAUGCCCCAAACCGCCUCAGCUCUGCAGCUGGCACCUUCCGGGACCAGGGUCUUUCCUUGUUCUGUAGCCCUUAUCUGCCCACAGCACCCCAGUGCCCAGGUACUCCCACCAGCAGCGGAGCUGAGCCCACCCGCUGUCCAGAAGAUACUACAGCUCCCUCCAAGGCAGGAGGUCCCCACUCCAGCCUCACAGUGGCAGCAGGAAGCCACCUCCAGACCAGCACUUGGACAGUCCUCUGUCCCUCCAGCCCAGUCAGGUUGUCCCUGAGAAGCUGCUGCGCUGUGUGACAGGCAGUAACAGCAAGCUCUCUGGCUAUCUCCUGCACCCUGUCAUUGUAUCUCAGCAUUGCUUUUCAUUGUUGCAGCUACUGAGGAGACCCAUGCACACAAGCAGGCUUUAGGGAGCAAAGCUGACCCUGGAGGCAGCCUCUGGUGUGGCUUUUUCUGCCCUCUUUCUUCUCUGUGCCCGUUUUUCCGGGCUUGCCUGCCUACAGUCAGAAGGGGCCCGGCUGUUCCCAGAACUCAGGGAGAGGCGACUGAUCUUCCCAGAGGAAAAUCUCCCUGCCAGGUUGCUUCCCCCAUGCAGCACUUGGGCAGCCUCAGCCCAUCCUUUCCAUCCCACGCCCUCUGGCCCUGCAGGCCCUGAGCAGAGCUCACAUCCCAUUGCUUUCCUACCUGGGUCUGGGGAAAUGUCUGUACUUCAGGAUGUCACAGAAAUACAUUUUGUGCAAAGUGCA
Molecule: messenger RNA, 4385 nt
Organism: Mus caroli (Ryukyu mouse)
Lineage: Eukaryota; Metazoa; Chordata; Mammalia; Rodentia; Muridae
Gene: Zer1
Product: zyg-11 related cell cycle regulator
Cellular component (GO): Cul2-RING ubiquitin ligase complex
Molecular function (GO): protein binding
Source: RefSeq, a predicted model, not a curated record